This is a messenger RNA of Dujonia railenensis, 2343 nucleotides long. NCBI's taxonomy places the organism in Eukaryota, Fungi, Ascomycota, Pichiomycetes, Serinales, Debaryomycetaceae. The record is from the annotation of a GenBank genome assembly.
AUGUCUGACUCGCUAGCAAAACAGGUUGAGGUAUUAGUUGUUGAAGAUAAAAAGGUCACUCCAACUGGUGAAGUCGCUGGAGCUGCUGGAGGAGCCAUUCCAGCUGCUGUUGCUGGUACCGCUGGUGUUGACUCAGCAGCCGCUGCCUCUGCCACCAACCCAGCCGAUGCUGCCUCUGCCAUUGAUCCUAAGCCUAAGGCUAAGAAAGCUGCAGCACCAGCCGGAGGCAAGGUUUCAAGAAAGGACAAGAAGAAGGAAGCUGCAUCUCAAAAUUCGUUGUUCUUGGAACCUCAACCAGCAUUCAUUGAUGAACGUAUCAAGAUGUUCGAUGAGUUAAAGGCCAAGUACGACGAGUCAAUUGCAGCCAAGGAACGUUUCCCAAUCAAGAUUACCCUCAAGGAUGGAACCGUCAAGGAAGGUACCAGCUAUGAAACUACUCCUUUCGAUAUUGCUAAGGAAAUUGGUAAGUCUUUCGCUGAAAGACAACUUGUUUCUAAGGUGAACGGAGAAGAGUACUGGGAUCUUGACAGACCAUUGGAAGACUCUGUCAAUUUGGACUUCUUGGAUUUCGAACACCCAGAAGGUAAGAGAGUGUUCUGGCACUCUUCUGCCCACGUCAUGGGUGAAGCCUGUGAAGGCCAUUACGGAUGUCACUUAUCUCAUGGUCCUCCAACCGACGACGGGUUCUUCUACGACUUGUCUAUUAACGAUGGGGAAGGUGUCGUUGCACAAUCAGACUACGCCAACUUGGAAAAGUGUAGUACCAAGGCCAUCAAGGAAAAGCAAAAGUUCGUUAGAUUGGUAAUGACCAAGGAAGAAUUAUUGAAGAUGUUCCACUACAACAAGUACAAGGUCCAUUUCAUUAGCGACAAGAUUGCAGAUGGUGCUUCCACCACUGUUUACAGAUGUGGACCAUUGAUUGAUUUAUGUACCGGUCCACAUAUCCCACACACUGGUAGAAUUAAGGCUUUCAAGGUGUUGAAGAACUCUUCCUCUUACUUCCAAGGUGACGCUACUCAAGACUCCUUGCAAAGAAUUUACGGUAUUUCAUUCCCUGACAAGAAGUUGAUGGAUGAACAUUUGAAAUUCUUGAAAGAAGCUAGUGAAAGAGAUCACAGAAAGAUUGGUAGAGAACAAGAAUUGUUCUACUUCAAUGAAAUGUCUCCAGGUUCUGCCUUCUGGUUACCACAUGGUACUAGAAUCUACAAUAAUUUGGUUGAACUUGUGAGAACUGAAUAUAAACAAAGAGGUUAUGAUGAAGUCAUUACUCCAAACAUGUACAACUCCAAGUUGUGGGAAACCUCUGGGCAUUGGGGUAACUAUAAGGAAAAUAUGUUUACAUUUGAAGUAGAAAAGGAAAGCUACGCCUUAAAGCCAAUGAAUUGUCCUGGUCAUUGUUUAUUAUUCAAGUCAAGAGAAAGAUCGUACCGUGAAUUGCCAUGGCGUGUUGCUGAUUUCGGUGUUAUCCACAGAAACGAAUUCUCUGGUGCAUUAUCUGGAUUAACCAGAGUUCGUAGAUUCCAACAAGAUGAUGCUCACAUUUUCUGUACUGAAGACCAAAUUGAGAAGGAAAUCGCUGGUGUAUUUGAUUUCUUACAAAGAGUCUAUGGUAUUUUCGGAUUUGAGUUCAAGAUGGAAUUAUCAACCAGACCUGAGAACUAUGUUGGUGAAAUCUCCACUUGGGACAAGGCUGAAAAGAAUUUAGAAAAUGCAUUAGAUAAAUUCUUAGGAAAGGGUAAAUGGGAAUUAAAUCCAGGUGAUGGUGCCUUCUAUGGACCAAAGAUUGAUAUUGUUAUCAGUGAUGCUUUAAAGAGAUGGUUCCAGUGUGCUACUAUUCAAUUAGAUUUCCAAUUACCACAAAGAUUUGGUUUAGAAUAUAAGUCUGAAACUAACGACAAGGAACAUGCUAUGCCUAGACCAGUCAUGAUCCACAGAGCUAUUUUAGGUUCAGUUGAAAGAAUGACUGCAAUUUUAACCGAACAUUACAAGGGUAAGUGGCCAUUCUGGUUGUCACCAAGACAAAUCUUAGUUGUUCCAGUUGGUGUUAAGUACUUUGAAUACGCUCAAGAAUUACAAGAUAAAUUGAGUAAGAAGUAUGGAUUCUACGCUGAUGUUGACGUUUCUGGUAACACUUUACAAAAGAAGGUUAGAAGCGGUCAAUUAUUACAAUACAACUUCAUCUUUAUUGUCGGUGAACAAGAACAAGAAGAGCAAUCUGUAAAUGUUAGAAAUAGAGACAUUCAAGAAGAACAAGGUAAGAAUGAUAUGGUUAAGUUUGAGGAUGUUGUCAAACAAUUGACUUCCUUAAAGGAAAGCAAGAGGGGUGACAAUGUGCUUGUAUAG